CUCCCUUUCUCAGCCACUCACACACCUGGACCAUGGACCCUGGGGAAUGCACGUGUAUGUCCGGAGGGAUCUGCAUCUGCGGAGACAAUUGCAAAUGUACAACCUGCAGCUGUAAAACCUGCCGUAAAAGUUGCUGUCCCUGCUGCCCCCCAGGCUGUGCCAAGUGUGCCCGGGGCUGCAUCUGCAAAGGGGGCUCAGACAAGUGCAGCUGCUGCCCCUGAAACCCACCCAUGGCACAGGGAGAGACCCUGGAAAUGACUGCCUGGUGCCUGAGUCAAAGGAUUGAAUUUGUAUAAUAAGUUGUGCCUUUUAUAUAUAUAUAAGCCCAAAUGUGGUGCCGGUGAUGUUCGUGUAAAGUUCUUGGAGUAAUAAAGCUUUCAUGGC
This is a messenger RNA of Onychomys torridus (southern grasshopper mouse), 384 nucleotides long. Its product is annotated as metallothionein-4. The record is from RefSeq and is a predicted model, not a curated record. The coding region runs from base 33 to 221 and encodes 62 amino acids. Gene Ontology annotation, molecular function: metal ion binding. NCBI's taxonomy places the organism in Eukaryota, Metazoa, Chordata, Mammalia, Rodentia, Cricetidae. The transcript is spliced from 3 exons.